Molecule: messenger RNA, 1345 nt
Organism: Arachis ipaensis
Lineage: Eukaryota; Viridiplantae; Streptophyta; Magnoliopsida; Fabales; Fabaceae
Source: RefSeq, a predicted model, not a curated record
UAUACAUGUGCUACCUAUCGACUAUGUACAAAAACGUGUGAGAAAAGCACCUCAUUUUGUUGAAGUGUGAGUGUGUAGUGUUCAGUCCAAAGAGUAGAAUUGAAUUGGUUCAGUUUUCAAGUUUUCAUCUUUGGAAUUCACACAAACAUGGCUGCUCUUCUUCCCUCUCCCUCUCACCUUCUGUCUCCUAUCUCUUCCUCUCGUUUCCUGAGAUUCAAGGUUUCAUCAUGCUUUGUUCAGAAGAAUUUAAGUGUUAAGACAUUUUCUGCUUCUUUGAAGACACGCCCAAAGAUCUUGUGUGUUAUGAAUAAUAUGUCUGCACAGCAAUCAGAUGACCAUGGGAAGAUGAAAUUGAACCAAUUGACAGACAAGGCACAAAAGCUUUGGGACAGUUCACCCGAGCCGGUGAAGAAAUUCCCGUGGAAUAGAACGUUGGACAACUUCAUUCAACUCAUUCUUGAUCUUGUUUUGGCCGUAGUAAAAUACCUAGCUGUACCUGUGUUCGUAGUUACCUCCAUUAGUGAGUUAUCUUACUGUGGACAUGAAAGGAAGCUGGCUCUUGUUCCUAUUCCAUUUCUCUUUGGUGUUGCUGUUGCUGGGGUCCUUAAGAAGACUGCUUUAGAAUUAUCUCCACGACUAAAGUUUGGUUUUCAGGAUGCAGAAGUUCCAUGGCAUUUACUUGCAAUUGCAAUUUUCUUCACAUUAAUCAAAUUGCCCGGUCCAUAUUACCCUUAUUGGGGACGCAUAAUCAUUCCUCAUUUUGUAAAUGGUGUUCUCUUAAGGACGCUGUGGUUCGCAAUUAUGUGGUACAGAAGGCCUCAAAAAGCAUUGAAGAUAUCAGAUUCUACAUAUGAUAGUUAGUACACACCCUGAGCUAUGACACCAACCUGAAGAACAAUUUAUGCAACACUUGCUAUUACCCAUGAAAAUUCAAUUGGAGCAUUAGACAGUCCUUGAGAAUCUUGCUGAAAUUACAAUUGUCUUUGUUGAGAAAGAUGUAGAAAGCUAUGCUUGAUUACUAUGUUUCAGGGGAAUGGCAAAUUUGAUUCUAUUGGAACUGGAUGAGCCAGAUAAAUAGGUUUAUAGGCAUUACAAUUUACCAGCAUGUAGCAAGCUGUACUUGAGAAGUAGAUGUGACUUGCGACUCAACUUUUGUGUAAGGAGAAGUUUCUGGAAUGACAUUUCUUUCUGUUUUUAUUUUCUGGUCAAUGUGGCAUGUUCAUAUGGAGCUUGUAUCCAAUUUUCAGCUCAGUAAACUCGGGAAUUCUAUUUGAGUUGCCUGUCUAGUGAGAUCAUUAAGCAGUGAAACUCUAUUUCUAAUCUACUGGUGUCAUCAUUUGUUGGA